Messenger RNA from Mucor mucedo, 903 nucleotides. RefSeq lists its product as uncharacterized. The transcript is spliced from 2 exons. The record is from RefSeq and is a predicted model, not a curated record. Gene Ontology annotation, molecular function: nucleic acid binding; zinc ion binding. The annotation marks the transcript as partial. Lineage: Eukaryota; Fungi; Mucoromycota; Mucoromycetes; Mucorales; Mucoraceae.
AUGGUGGAUGAGUUGGAGGUGACGUUAACGGGUACGGCAUUAAACUGGCUGCAUUCGAUUUCCGAUCCAAAGACUCCAUUGGCAUGGUCUGUUGUUAGAGAGAAGUUUCUGAAGAAGUUUGGUGGAGGUGUUGAUCCUACUCUGAUUGCUUUGAAGGAACUGAAAAAGUUGCAUCAAGGAAAUAGGUCGAUGAGGGUAUUUGGUCCUAUCAUUACGGAUCUUCUGUCUCGUGCGCAAAUUUUUGCACCGGGUGUCCAACUUGACUAUUUCAAGGAUCGUAUUCGAAAUGAGCUGCGCACUGCUAUUAUUUAUCGUGGACCUACUGAUUUGGAACAGGCGAUUCAAAUUACCACUGAUGUUGAAGAAGAUUUGCGUAGAGUAUUAGGCUCCAAACCUAUGGCUGUUAGCUCUGUCUCUCCCGUGGCAACGGAAUAUGCAACAAUGUCAAGUGGUUCUACUCAAGAAAGCCAAAAUUAUCAGUAUGGUAAUUCAGAGGGUUCCACAAAUGGUUCUGGGGGUUAUCGUGGUGGUUCUGGGGGAAACUCAGGCGGAGCUCGAGGUGGUUCUGGUCACGAAACUAGGCGUUGUUUCACUUGUAAUAAUGUGGGUCAUUUGAGUGUUAACUGUUUCAAGAAUAAGAAACCCAAGCAAAAUCAAGAACAUCAAUAUCAACAGCAAGAUGUUUCGUGUCAACAAAGUACAGAUGUUGAGAACAUGAUUGAUAUUUUUGCUCACUUGGGAAAGUUACCUCAAAAUAACCAAGGUGUAUCUGAGUCUGAAGAAUUGGAAGCAAGACGGUUUACUACAAUCGUUAAGAUCGAUGGUGGGGAACAGAAAUGUUUAGUUGACGCUGGAUCUACUCUUACUUCAAUUCGCGAAUCUACGGCGUCAAGGUUGAACUUA